GACUACCUUUCAUUGGGCAAUACAAGUGGUGUUAUUCGUUCCCCGAGAGACCAAAAGUAUUACCAAUUAACGAUGGCAGGCAAACUCCUACUGGUGACGAUCCUGUGCCUGAUGGGCGGCAGCGCCUUGGGCGAAGAUAUCUUGGAGGGCACCUACAAUGUGACCGCUUUCUGCACGGCGGUGAAGAUCGGAACCCAGCUGGGCAGCCUCGAGUCCUGCCAGAAGUACUAUGUCUGUCAGUCCACCGGCCCCGUUGUGGCCGAGUGUCAAACUGGCUAUUCCUACGACUACAAAAAGAGCACCUGCGCCCUGUCCAGCCAGGUGGAUUGCUACUACGGCGUUGCAGAGCCUUGUGCCGGAAAGAAUGGAACCUGGGUGCCGAACACCGCCGUCUGCGGCGGCUACUACUAUUGCGACAAUGGUGUUGGAAAGGCAGGAAGUUGCCCACCGAACCAAAUAUUCAACUCCGUCAAGGUCGCCUGCGACUGGGGAUCCUGCCAGUCCAACCUGGGCGAUAGCGAUGAGAUCGUUCUGACCUCGCUCUGCGAUGUGGCGCCCCCCAACCAGUACUUCGGCGACACCAAGGACUGUGCCACCUGGAACUUCUGCGUAUCCAACAGCAGUGGCGUCUUCCUGCAAACUGGCAAGUGCCCAACUGCCAACAAACAGGAUGUCUAUAACGCUGCCACCCAACAGUGUACCUACAACACGACUUCCGUGUGCACCCGUGUGACCGGAGUUCCCUUGAGCAGUGCCUCCACUUCGUGUUCUACGGAUGGAGAAAAGCAGGCAUCGGCCACCGUCUGUGGCACAUACUCGGUGUGCACGAAGGGCAAGUGGGUUCAGCAGUCCUGCUCCACUGGAUACUACUACGAUGUGCUUCAGAAGAUCUGUGUGACCCGCCAGUUGGCCACUCCCGAGCCGGGCUGCAACCGUUGCCAGUAUUCCGAUAAGCAGUUCGUGAACGCCGUCAACUCGGAGAACUGCUCCUCGUACUACUACUGCAACAGCAACAGAGAUGCCACCUUGCUCAGCUGCCCCGAAUCGUACUUCUUCAACGAGGCGGUGGGCGCCUGCAAGUCCGACGACGAGAUGGAAGCCUAUGUGAAGAACAACGGAGCCUGCUACGGAUCCAGUCUCACCACAACCAGCGAUACCACUGACGAUGGUGCCACUACGGUCGAUGAAUAAGCCGAAUCACCCAGUCCAGGAUUACUGAAAGGGAACUCGCCGACACGGGACAAUCUGCAAACACGAUCCUAUAUAUUUACCAUUUAGUAUUCAGCACCUAUAAAAGGCAAUAAAGCUAUGUUCGCAAGCAAA
This is a messenger RNA of Drosophila biarmipes, 1323 nucleotides long. RefSeq names its product peritrophin-48. The transcript is spliced from 3 exons. Gene Ontology annotation, cellular component: extracellular region. Gene Ontology annotation, molecular function: chitin binding. The record is from RefSeq and is a predicted model, not a curated record. NCBI's taxonomy places the organism in Eukaryota, Metazoa, Arthropoda, Insecta, Diptera, Drosophilidae. Bases 73 to 1191 code for a protein of 372 amino acids.